AUGUCGGGUAACAUGCGAACACAAUCUUCAAUACUCGAUCUAAACGAAACUUUGAAUGAAAGUGACCGGAGCUUAAAUCUGCGUGAGAUGUAUAAUUAUGAAUAUUUUGAACGAGAUUAUAAUCAUGGCCAAUCAUCACAGCUUGAAUUGAUGGACAAUGCUAGAACAUCUUCAAAUAUUCCUCUGUCAUUGAAUUUUAACGCUAUCGACCAUUAUCGGGAUAAUGUCAUGCGAGAUCAACAUGUUGUUGCAGAAGAUAUUGAAAAUGGUGAUCAAGCAAAUUAUGGCUUUGUUGAUGAAUGGCAAUUCGAACACCAUGAGGGAGUUAAUGAACGGAUUUUCAAUUAUGUGUUUUGGACGUUUAAGCCAUGUGUUGAUGGCUUUCGUUAUUGUCGGCCAGUGAUAUUAAUAGACGGAACACAUGUAUAUGGUAAGUAUGAUAUCAAGUUGUUGAUUGCAGUUGCAGCGCAUGAAAGUCUUGAUACAUGGACCAAGUUUCUGAGUGAUUUGCAUCAACAUGUUAUGCGUGGUCGUCAAGGUAUUACAUUGAUAUCUGACAGACAUCACGACAUACUUGGAAGUGUUUCUACCGAGCAUAACUGGCAAGCUUCUUUUGCCUAUCAGCGUUAUUGCUUAAGGCAUUUGAAGGCCAAUUGUCAAAGGACUUAUAAAAGUGUUCGACUGAACAAUCUACUAUGGGCUGCUGCAAAUGCUACCCAAGAGAAAAAGUUUUUGUUACAAAUGGAAUUAAUCAAGGAGACACACUUUCCAGCAUACGAGUGGUUGAUGAAUAUUGACUUAGAAAAAAGAACCAUACACAAGGAUAAUGGGAGGAGAUGGGGUAUGCUCAUAACAAAUAGCUCCGAGUCAUUUAAUGGCAUGCUAAAAUCCGCUAGAGGCCUACCAGUGACUGCAAUGGUCAAAAUGCCAUAUAGUAUGAUUGUGGAUCGUUUUGUUCAGAGAUCAAAGUAUGCAAAACAACUAUUGACUGACAAACAAAAAUGGAUGCCAAAUCCAUUCAAAAAAUUUGAGGAAUACAGGAAAAAGGCAUCGAUGCAUAGUAUCCAAAAUUAUCUUGUAACAGAUAAUAUAUUUGAAGUGAGGACAUUCAACUCCCAUCAUGGAAAGGGUGGUAAUAAGCAAAUUGUUAAUGAGACACAAAGAGCAUGUACAUGUGAAAAAUGGCAGUCAAAUCACUUUCCAUGUUCUCAUAUCAUUAGGGUGUUCGAAUUUGUUGGUAAUCCUGCAUGGGAUUAUAUUGCAUUUGAAUUCUCUAUGGCUUGGUACAAAAAAGCUUACUCUGGGCAGUUGAUUCCACUUGGUGACGAAGACUAUUGA
Capsicum annuum is the source of this 1338-nucleotide messenger RNA. RefSeq lists its product as uncharacterized. Gene Ontology annotation, molecular function: zinc ion binding. The record is from RefSeq and is a predicted model, not a curated record. Lineage: Eukaryota; Viridiplantae; Streptophyta; Magnoliopsida; Solanales; Solanaceae. Bases 1 to 1338 code for a protein of 445 amino acids. The transcript has 5 exons.